GAGGCGGUCGGCGUCCCGUUCAGUGCGAGCAGAUCAGUCGAGGCAACCCGAUGCCACACGCACGCCUCGGCCUCGAACCGACCGAUUCUCGACAACGACCGAUCUCCAUCUCUCGAAUCUCGAUCUUUCGCGUCUCUUUUCGGUCUCCGAUUGUACAUCGCCGCGAGUUCCAACACCACGCGCAUCACUUUCCACGAUUUUCCGCGCGCGCGCGCGCGCGUGAGUUUCUUCCGAUAGAAGAGAAAGAGAGGGAGGAAGGGUGGGAGGCAGAGAGAGAGAGAGAAAUCGAAGGCUUAAUUGAGACGAAAUCGUAGGCUUCGUGGAUCGAUUCUUGGAAAGGAGGGAGGAGAAGGAAGGAAGGAAGGAAGGAAAGGAAGGAAAGGAUGUCACCCUCCGCCUCCUAUUGGACGCAAGUUCGCAUCGACAGGAUGGGAUUGAACGAGAAGUGAGCGACAAACAAGCGUUGUUUGUCUCGAAGAACCGCUUCGAGGAAAGGAAAGAGGACGGCAAUUUUUGGAGAGUUUCGGUGAGAACCGUGAGAAGAGAAGAGAAGAGAAGAGAGUCGCGGUAUAUAUAACCGGUUCGGUCCGUGGCUGUCCGUCCAUUAAUCGCGGUGCGACACCAGUGAUUAACCGGUCGGAUGAUCGAGUGUGCCUCGUCCAAGAUCCCGUGGAAUCUUCGCGUCGUCUUCGGCCACCACCGGUUCCAUUAAGGGGAUAUCUCUCCGGCGGAACCGGGCCGGCGAUUACAACCACCUUGGAGGAGAACGGUUUGGAGCUGUCACACUCCUCCCUCUCGAGGGUGUUUCGCGUCGUAUGUGUGUACGUGCACGAUUAUCCUUGCUAUCGUGGUCAUCGUCGGGCCACGCGCUGUCGCGUGAAAAAGGAAGGAGAGGAAAAGGAGAGGAGAGAAGGUUCCUUCUACCACCUCGUGAAAGGAAUAAUAAUUGAUAAUUAAACGAGGAGGGGGAGGGGUGGAAGAGGGAGGGGAAAAAGCAGAGCGGAAAUGGCCGACGAACUGGCUGUUACGCGCGGCAAUUAUGUUAAGUGGCCAAUUAGCAAUUAACCAAGGAGGCGAGCGGAGCGCCCCUUAAUUGCUUGCAACAACAAGAGGAGAACGACGACGUCGACGACGAAGAAGAGGAAGAGAAAGAAGAGGAAGAAGGUGGAGGUGCGUCGCACGCGCCAUUUGUUAUUAUUCCCCAUUUUCCUUCGAUGAAACGAAGUCAUCGCCUCAUCUCCAAGUAUCGCGUUUCCCGCGGCGGCGCGUUUCGAUUGUUCGAGGCGUGAGUUUCGUUAGAGAGGAGUGUAACAAAAUAUAUUCGCGGAGGAGCGUACGUUGGAUAGAAUGACGGAGGGAUGUCACGGGUAAAGGGGGGCGAGCGGAGACAGGAGGAAACGGUGUUGGAAGGAGGUAAAAUAAAGUGAAGUGAAGAACAACGAGAAAGAGAGGAGGAAGAAGAAGAAGAAGAAGAGAAGGAAGAAACAGCGAGUGGAUUUCGAGAUUCGAGGUGUUGGACUCUGCUACGCCCCGUCACCGUCGGCAAGAUUCUGUCUCCCAGGUAUCGGGCGAGUCCUGGGGUGGCGACAGAGGCACCCGCGGGUGGCCGUAGCCCGAAGGAACCACCUACGUGUACCGUGAUGACCGUCCAUCACCAUCAGAACCACCACGUGGCGGCACGUAGCGGCGUCACCGUGGCCAGCAGCAACGGCCUCAACCUGACCAGGAUGUCCGGCCUCGAGGCGCACAGGCUGGAGAACAUCGUGGAGAGGAACGGCGUGAGCGUGGAACGUCUCUCGAAUGGGCUCGACGCAAGGAGCAACAGCCACGCGGGCAACAACGGGUUGGAGCGCGGGGACGCAUCCUCGACCACCAUGCCCCAGAGGUCUAGAUUCAUGAUCACCGAUAUCCUCGGCGGCGCGUCCAGCAAGAUGCACCACCAGGCCGCCCUCCAGAGCCAAGAGCCACCGGCCAGCCCCCCGUCCACGCCCAGGGACCUCAGCGUGAGGCACCAGUCGAGGACGUCGUUGAACAACAGCAACCUCGACGAGGACAGCGACGCCAGCCAUCACGAUGGCGCUUCCGUCACUUCCAAUGGUGGCAAGGAGGACGAUCCAAAGAGUUCAUCGUCGAGCACGCUGAGCUCGGCGCAGAGCAAGAAGCAGAGGAAGGCGCGCACGGCUUUCACGGAUCAUCAGCUCCAGACCCUCGAGAAGAGUUUCGAGCGGCAGAAAUAUCUGAGCGUGCAGGACAGGAUGGAGCUCGCGGCCAAGUUGCAACUGACCGACACCCAAGUGAAGACGUGGUACCAGAACAGAAGAACGAAGUGGAAGAGGCAAACGAUCGUCGGGUUCGAGAUAAUGGCGGAGAACAAUUUCGCGGUGGCGGCGUUCCAACAGUUGUACGGAAGCGGGGCAGCGGCUGUCCCGGCGCACCCCGCCGCUGGCCGAUACUGGCCCUACCCGAGCGCGCACGCACUGCCCGCGAACGGCCUGUUUUACCAGCAAGCGUCAGCGGCCGUCACCUUGCAGAAGCCGCUUCCGUACAGGCUGUACCCACCCACGAUGAUCCUGGCCGGGCCGAGCAACCCCCUUGGAUCGUUGACCGCCAGCUCCAGCCUGUCCAACCUGAGCAACUACUACAGGGACAGCCCGGAGAUGGGCGAGGGGAGGGAGAGGGAGGGCAGGCAGCAGAGGGACAGGAGCAAGAGUCCCGUGCUGAGCGACAGGUCGCCGCUGAUGAAGGAGGAGAGGCUUUACGCGGCGACGAUGGUGCAGGCCGGGUCGAGCAACACGACCCUCGGCGGCACCCUCACAGCGAGCUCCAGCAGCCUGUCCAACCUGAGCGCGUACUACAGGGACAGCCCUGAGGAUGGGCGGGAGGGGAUGGGCAGGGGGUCGAGGCAGAGGGACAGGAGCAAGAGUCCUCCUGCCGGCUUGAGGGAAAGGUCCCCCAUGUGCGUCAAGGACGAGAGGCUGUAUCCCCCGUCCGCGAUGCUCCAGCCGGGGCCGAGCAACAGCGUGGCAGCGCUGACAGGUUCCGGGAUGCAGAAUUUGGCCGGUUAUUACAGGGACAGUCCGGACAUGAUCGAGGGAAGGGAGAGGGAACAUUUGGGGAGAGGAGCGAGGCAGAGGGAGAGGAGCGCGAGCCGUUCCCCGAAGAGGGAGGACAGCCCUCAGAGUAUAAGGGCGGACAGUGACGACGAGAGUAUACACGAUAUCUAGGGUACGAACGAGGAGAGUGGAAGAUGGAGGUAAAGGGUUGAGAUCGAGCAAGGAGAAACUCGCUCUGGAUGGGAGGAGAUCCUUUCUUUUCUCUCUCUUUUUCAACGUGGAAAGUUGUGCGCGCUUGUGUGUGUGUGUGUGCGAGUGAUAUCUAGAAAAAAAUGUUCGAGUCUUUCUAUUAUGUUGUUAGAGGCAGCCAACCGACGAGAAGAAGUCUUUAUAAAGAAGACGCGCGGCGAUUUUUGUAGCAAUUACUCCGUUCUAACUAACCCAACUACUACCUUGCGUAACCGCCAACGGAUGAAUGUAAUGGGAGGGGGGAAAAGGAAAAGCAAGAACAGGAAAAAAAGGAAUUAUUUCUCGUCGUCGAUCGUCGAAAAAACUUUGGCGUGCGAAAGCUCGCGAAAUUCCACGCCAAGUAUCGAAAGCAAAAGAAGAAGAAGAAAGAAAGAACGGUCGAUUUCGUGAGGUGGAACGGAGGAAGUGACAUUGCACGGGACGUCCGGGAUUUCCUAGAUAAUGAGAAUGGGCGAAGAGGAAGCGUUAUGUGGUUAACCAAAGUUUCGCGAUUCGAACGAUUUAGCGAGCCGAACGGUACGCUGAGACCAGUAUUCAUACUCCUAAUAAUCGUUAUAUACCGAUCGAAAGAGAUCGACGACGACUCGACAGGUUUGUGCGUGCGUGUGUGGAUGUUUGUAACGUAAACGCCAAAAGGGAACGAUCGACGAGUGGGUCGAGCGUCGUUGAACGACGCGAGUGAAAAAAGAAAGAAAGAAAGAAACGUUUUCCAAACGUUUUCUUUUGUAAAUAAAAAAGAAAAAAAGGAAACUGUUCGUCCGGUGAAAAGAGGGAGGGAAGAGUUAGGAGGCCUCUCGAGAAGGAGUCGCGCCAGGGAACGAGGCGACCGCGCACGAAUCUGCGAUUAAUACGACAUUAGAGAGGGGACCUUUGCCUGGGGAAAGGGGGGAAGGGAUACGAAAUGACACGAAAUUACACGCGGUCGAAAAGAGAGAAGCGUAGUUCUCGAAACUGGUAUUUUUCUCCCCCAUUUGGAGAAAGAGGAAUAUCGGGCUAAUCGGUCGCGACUUGCCUCGAUCCUUGCCUCAAAGACCUCGUAGAACAUUAUCUCGAGCGAGUAAAACUCGAAGGGAGCUGAUCCGAAUGCAACGUUCGCGAAACUUUUAAAUAACGGAGAGUAUUUGGAGAAAUUGGCGGGAAUUUCGAACGUUGCGUUCGGAGCGACAGUUUUUCGCCUCGAAUGGGUAUCACUUAUACGAAAUAAAUUGUAAAUAGAACUAUAGGAUUCGAUUGGCGCGGCGUCGAUUUCCAUUCCAUUUCGGCAGACGAAUGUUGUAAAUAGCUACGUUUCAGGACGAGAUGGCGUAUCGGUAAGGUUGAACAGGUUGGUCGAUACUCCGCCAACCGUGAUAACGAGAUAUUCCAGAAGUAUUUUUCAGAUUUCAGUAUACGUAGAAGGCGUGGAAACGCGUGGACAACGUGUUUGAAUCGUCGAAGCUUUAGAUAGACACGUUUUUAAAAAUGAAUAACUUAAUCGUCGAACUCGACUUAUAGAUAUCCAAAUUCGAUACAUAUUUCCAAAGUUCGACGCUCCACAACACGAUUGUCGCGUUGUUCACCGAAAUGAUGAAAUACCAGUAUUACGAAUACAUAAAAUUAGGCUGUACGACGAAAAGAAUAAAGGUGUAAACGACGUGUAAAGGGAUUGGAGGAACGACGACGUUGUUGUGUAAAAACCGUCGGGACGCAUCAGAAUCGGUGGGUCUCACGGUAUCGUGCGACUUAACGUUAAGUAAUGCAGCAAGAAGUAUACAUAGUAAUAAAAAUCAUGCUUUGUAAAAUAAUGUCUGUAUAGCGAGAAUUAUUAUAUGGAAAAUAUAUUAUACUAAAUUUAA
Molecule: messenger RNA, 5137 nt
Organism: Apis cerana (Asiatic honeybee)
Lineage: Eukaryota; Metazoa; Arthropoda; Insecta; Hymenoptera; Apidae
Product: homeobox protein B-H2
Biological process (GO): regulation of DNA-templated transcription
Molecular function (GO): DNA-binding transcription factor activity, RNA polymerase II-specific; DNA binding
Source: RefSeq, a predicted model, not a curated record